Molecule: messenger RNA, 1471 nt
Organism: Haplochromis burtoni (Burton's mouthbrooder)
Lineage: Eukaryota; Metazoa; Chordata; Actinopteri; Cichliformes; Cichlidae
Product: proteoglycan 4-like
Exons: 5
Coding region: 4-396 (130 amino acids)
Source: RefSeq, a predicted model, not a curated record
GUCAUGGAUUGGUUUUGGUCAUUAGUUUGGUGUUUCUUACUCCUGACAGGUUUUCUGCGUCCUUACAGCAGUGCUACUGGUUGUGCGGGCCCACCAGUUCUAUGUUGCGCUGGUCGGAACAGCUCCUGUAACAGAGAAUGUUUCUGUGACGAGGAUUGUGUGGAAUCGGGUGACUGCUGUCCUGACUAUAGUUCAACCUGUGGACAAUCAUCCACCGUUUCACCAACACUUUCUUCCGUCUCUACUAAGCCAACUACAGCGAUUGUUCGCCUAAAGGUUAAUUUUCAAUGUCAUUCUGAAGUCCAAGAACAAGCAAUUUUAGAAAUUUCAUCUUUUCUUCAGGGAGUUUUCCAGGAGAGCUGUAAGGGCUGCGCAGUGAAGGUCAAACCCGUGUGAGGCUUUGGGCAAUGAAAGCGUGAUUUUGGAUAAAACGACACCGUGAUGACAGACUCCAACACUCAUCUGCUAAAUAUAAAUAAGCUAUUAAAAGCUAAUAAAGUUAACUGACUAUUUCAGAAUUAAUAAAGCACUCUAUGUUUGCAUUCAUGUAGCAGCAUCUACAUCCUUCUGAGCUCUUAUUUAGUUUUUAUUUUAAACUCAAUCAAAGAAAACAUUUAUAGCACAUGUGCUUUGUUUGAUUCACUCUUUUCUGUUUUUUUCAUAAUAAAAGUCACAGGGUUUACUCUUUACUAACUAUUGUCAAGAUCCAACGCUGAGUUGACAGGUUCUUUUUCACAUUAAAAACAUAGAGGAAUGUUUUACACAGAUGUGAAUGUUGACCAUAUAUUUAGAUUAUAAGGGUUUUUAACAGAUUUCACUUCACUUCCAAUUUUAUGGGAAAAAUCUAGAAAAAAUGAAGAAAUUCUCACAAUUAUCUGGCAGAAAAAUAAUUCACCGUACAAAUCCAGUCUGCUGUGGUCAAGGAAAUAGCCACACUUACUAAGAUAUGAUACUCUGAAACAUGCCUGUGCUGCUGAGGCUUGGCUUUAGUGCUGUUAGAAUAUAAUUACAUUAAACUCACAUGUAAUAUAUCAUUCAUUUGAACUUCAUUUGAAAAUCAAUGACAUUAAUGACUUAGCCUCUAUUUCUGCCAUGAUUAAUGUAAUCUUGCAUAAUUAUAAACACAUUCAUUGUAGCAAAUAAACAAAUAGAAAUCAUUUUUUUGUUCAUAUGUUUUCAUAUUUCAUAAUGUAUAUUCCACUGUGUUAAAUAGAUUGGUUUAAUUGAUUUGUGCUAGUUUUCUUUUUCUGUGUGUGUUGUGCUAAAUAACUAAGAAUUUAUUGUUUCCUUUUGUAGAUGAUAUUAGCUCACAUUUAAUUAUGCUGAUUUCUUGCAGAUUCUUCAUGUGUGUUCAAUAAAAGCAAAUAAAUCAUUACUUUUUUAUGCAUGCAAAGCAGUGUUUCCCAAAUGGUGAUGGGAAGGCACACCAGUGUGUCUGAAGACAAAUUCAGACAUGAUUUGAGAUUUUGUC